Molecule: messenger RNA, 2131 nt
Organism: Rosa rugosa (rugosa rose)
Lineage: Eukaryota; Viridiplantae; Streptophyta; Magnoliopsida; Rosales; Rosaceae
Exons: 17
Coding region: 17-1891 (624 amino acids)
Molecular function (GO): 5'-nucleotidase activity
Source: RefSeq, a predicted model, not a curated record
CUUUGAGGUUGGAGAGAUGUAUGCAGCAGAGGCCUCAAUGGCGGCCACCAGCUUCCUCAGAAACCCAGUUCGGAUCAGACCCACUACGUCCCAUAACAUUCUCAUCACCAAGUCCCUGCCUUGGAAUCAGAAGUGCCAGUGCAGCAGCACUAGCAGCAGUAACGUCAGUGUUGACGAAGACAAGUCUGUGUUUUCUGUGACGCCGGCGACCAAGUACGACGUGGAUUACCUGGGAGAGAAGACCAAAGGGGAUUUGAAUGUCAAGCUCGAGAGUCUUGAGGCUUUUGGAAUUGAUGGACAAGCAACUUUGGAAGGUCCGAUUGAGGAGGUUGCUCGAAUGGAAGCUGAAGAAGCUGAAGGGUUGCUUAAAGAUUUGGGUAUUCCGAGUCCUUUUUUGUCAAGGCAUUCGCCUCGUGGUAUCUUUUGUAGCCGGACAUUGAAUCUUCGAUCAAUUAGUGCCAUCGGUUAUGAUAUGGACUACACCUUGAUGCAUUAUAAUGUCAUUGCUUGGGAAGGGAGAGCUUAUGACUACUGUAUGGAGAAUUUAAGGAAAGUGGGUUUCCCAGUUGAUGGUCUUGCAUUUGACCCCGACCUGGUUAUUAGAGGCCUCGUCAUAGACAAAGAGAAAGGCAACUUGGUGAAGGCUGAUCGAUUUGGCUAUGUAAAGAGGGCUAUGCAUGGCACAACCAUGCUAUCUAAUCGGGCUGUAAGAGAGAUGUACGGGAGGGAAUUGGUGGACCUCCGGAAGGAAAGUCGAUGGGAAUUCCUGAAUACAUUGUUCUCUGUCUCAGAAGCUGUGGCAUAUAUGCAGAUGGUUGAUAGAUUGGAUGAUGGAACCAUUGCCGCACAACUUGGUCCACUCGAUUAUAAAGGGCUCUAUAAGGCUGUUGGAAGAGCCCUCUUUAGGGCACAUGUAGAGGGUCAACUGAAGAGUGAGAUAAUGUCUAAGCCUGGACUAUUUGUAACACCUGAUCCAGAAUUGCCUCUAGCACUUUUGGAUCAAAAGGAGGCUGGUAAAAAGCUUCUCCUCAUUACCAACUCGGAUUAUCAUUACACAGACACAAUGAUGCAACAUUCCUUUAACAGAUUUCUUCCUAAUAAUAUGGGUUGGCGGGAUCUAUUUGACAUUGUAAUAGUCUCUGCAAGGAAGCCAGAGUUCUUCCAAAUGUCACACCCAAUGUAUGAGGUGGUGACGGGUGAGGGGCUAAUGCGUCCAUGCUUCAAGGCUGUAACAGGGGGCUUGUAUUCAGGGGGAAGUGCUCAGAUGGUUGAGAAUUCCCUAGAUAUCCAUGGAGAUGAAAUACUCUAUGUUGGUGAUCAUAUCUACACUGAUGUAAGUCAAUCCAAAGUUCAUCUCCGGUGGCGAACAGCAUUGAUUUGUCGAGAAUUGGAAGAAGAGUAUAGUGCUUUGAUCGGUAGCCGGGGUCAUAGAGAAUCACUAAUAGAGCUUACAAAUCAAAAGGAGAUCGUAGGAGAUCUUUUCAACCAACUUCGACUUGCCUCUCAAAGACGAACUAAAGGGCGUCCUGCUCAAACCCUUGCUGCAACAAAUUUGGCUGAUCAAGAACUCUCAGAUAGCAUGCAGAAGCUACUUAUUGUUAUGCAAAGACUAGACCAGAAAAUUGCUCUGCUGCUAGAAUCAGAUGGAGAGCUCUUCAACAAAAGGUGGGGGUUUCUUUCCCGUGCAGGAUUCUGGGAUAAAAGCCAUUUGAUGAGACAAAUCGAGAAGUAUGCUGAUAUAUAUACCUCAAGGGUGUCAAAUUUCUUACAUUAUACACCUUUCAUGUAUUUCCGCUCACAGGAACAGACUCUUGCUCAUGAUUCAUAUUCAUACUACUGUUCGAAGAUUUAUGGAUCUGCUGCGGAUAACGAAGUCAAUUCUAUGUCGUAAACGUGCAAUUCCAUUGUAAAUGUUGCUUGCUAAUUCUUUCGAGUAUCCCGUCUUUGAUGACCCAGCGGGUUACAUGUUAGAAGGUUCUGAAUGAAUAAUGUGUAAUUCACUAAUUUGAGUCAUGAGUGCCUCUCCAGUGAUCUGUGGCUUGUUUAUGCCCCCACGAACUAUUUAUGGUUCUCGGCAGAGUAGCUGUGUGAAUUGCCUAAUUAAUGAUAUAUUGGUCGCAGAUUAACCACU